This is a messenger RNA of Penicillium digitatum Pd1, 1248 nucleotides long. Its product is annotated as lactate 2-monooxygenase. NCBI's taxonomy places the organism in Eukaryota, Fungi, Ascomycota, Eurotiomycetes, Eurotiales, Aspergillaceae. The record is from RefSeq and is a predicted model, not a curated record. Gene Ontology annotation, molecular function: oxidoreductase activity; FMN binding.
AUGAUGUCAUCUCAACAGGACAAGUUGGACACCAGCUCAUUUGCCCACCCUCUGGCCCCAUUUACAUAUGAAAAUGAGGUAUAUCAAGCUGGCCUCAAAGGCCAGAAGCCCUCGAUAACUUUCAACUGCCUUGAAUGGGAAACUCUCGCCAAAGACCGACUCUCGGCAGAUUCAUACGGAUAUGUUUGGGGAUCCGCCGGAACUCGCGACACAGACAAUAACAACAAGAAAGCCUUUAAAAAAUGGGGAAUCAUUCCAUCACGUCUGGUCAAGAGCGACUUUCCAGACCUCAAAACGACGCUUUUUGGCGAGACGUUUGAGUAUCCGAUCGCAAUGGCACCGGUGGGCGUGCAGCGGAUUUUCCAUCCGGACGGGGAGAAGGCGUCCGCCAAGGCUGCGGAGCAGGAACAUGUCACCUACAUCCUCAGCACCGCAUCCGCCACGAGCAUCGAGGAUGUCGCGAAAUCCAAUGGGAACGGGUCACGUUGGUAUCAGCUCUACUGGCCUCUGAAUGAGAACAAUGAUAUCACAAUGAGCCUGUUGUCAAGAGCGAAGGCGGCGGGCUUCAAGGUGUUGGUUGUCACCUUGGAUACGUACAUUCUUGGAUGGCGUCCCAGCGAUCUGGACAAUGCAUACAACCCUUUCAUUCGGGCGGACGAUAUUGGUGUAGCAUUGGGAUUCUCUGAUCCUGUGUACCGUCGCAAGUUUCAAGAAAAGCAUGGGAAGCCUGUUGAGGAGGAUGUCCAAACUGCGGCCACAGAGUGGGCACAUACUGUGUUCCCCGGUGUGAGUCAUGGCUGGGAAGAUCUCACGUUUCUCAAGAAACACUGGGAUGGUCCCAUUGUUUUGAAAGGGAUACAGACGGUAGCGGACGCGAAGAGAGCUGUGGAUUAUGGCAUCCAGGGAAUUGUUGUCUCCAACCAUGGCGGACGACAACAGGAUGGAGGUAUUGCAUCUUUGGACGUUUUGCCAGAGAUUGCGGAUGCUGUGGGAAAAGACUUGGAGAUUAUCUUCGACUCGGGUGUUCGCUGCGGCGCUGAUAUUGUGAAGGCCUUAGCUCUUGGUGCAAAAAUGGUCCUAAUAGGCCGUCCAUACAUUUACGGGUUGGCCAUUCAAGGUGAACAUGGAGUGAGCCAUGUGCUGAAGAGCCUCCUAGGAGAUUUCAAUCUGAGUCUCCACCUGUCAGGGAUCAGCUCGGUGUCUCCUAAGCAUCUUAACCGGUCUGUAUUGCGUCGGACCGAUAACUAA